Bufo gargarizans (Asiatic toad) is the source of this 3422-nucleotide messenger RNA. Its product is annotated as keratin, type I cytoskeletal 18-like. Bases 233 to 1378 code for a protein of 381 amino acids. Gene Ontology annotation, molecular function: structural molecule activity. Lineage: Eukaryota; Metazoa; Chordata; Amphibia; Anura; Bufonidae. The record is from RefSeq and is a predicted model, not a curated record. The transcript has 9 exons.
GUAUAUAAUACCCUUCUAGAUACUGGCAUUCCUGAAAUUCCUCACAACCCCAUCAAGAAUGUUCAGCCAGACCAAAUUAAAGCUGUUCUGGGAGUAAUCUUGUACUGGAGACCUGCUGGUCCCUUAACUCAAAGAAUAAAUAGCAUAGAAGAAAUUAUUCAGAGCCCAAGGGUUGAAAAGAAGCAAUUUCCAAGAUAACAGUUGGAGCCGGAGACCACACCAUGGGGUUACUAUGGCCAUUAAAAAUGUCUACAGUACAAACCAGAAGGACGUUUUGAUAGAUUUGAAUUGUCGCCUGGCUGCGUAUCUUGAAAAAGUAAAGACGUUAGAGGAGUCCAACCACAAGCUUGAGCAACAGAUCCAACAGGUGUCUGAGAAACGGGUGGUAAGGCGAGACUACAAUCACCAUCAGAAGACCAUUGCUGAACUUGAAAGUCAGAUAAACAGAAUGAAGCUGACUAACUCUGAGCUGUACUUGAACAUCGAGAACACAAAAUUAGCCGCAGAUGGCUUAAGAGCUAAGUAUGAUACUGAACUGGCCACACGUCUUACUAUAGAAGAUGAUAUGAAAAAAAUGAAGGCAAACAUUAGUGAUCUAAACAUGCAAAAGCAUUGUCUGGAAACAGAAGUACAGAUCUUAAGUGAGAAGCUGGAGAACCUUAAGAGGGACCACACUGAGGAUCGAGAACAUCUUCUUCAACAAAAGUUGAGGUGUCAAGUUAAUGUUGAGGUUGAAUCACUGAAGACAACACAACUCACGAAUGACCUGGAUAAAUUGAGACAACAAUACAAUGAAAUAGCAGAUCAUCACAUGAGGGCUUCUGCAGCUUGGUUUGACCGUAAGGAGACUCAGGCAACCACCUAUCAGAAAGUUCAGUCAAAUUUGGAUCCUGAAUCUCUUGUGAGCCACAGAAGACACUUGAACAUGUUGAGAAGGAGUGCCCAAGAGCUGAAAGUUGAGCAUGAAGUUCUUCAAAGCUUAAACUAUGCUCAGGAGGCAGCUCUAUAUGAAACUAUAUCGGGCUUUGAUGCUCAGCUGCAGAAUAUCCAGGAGAUAGUGCUAAAGAAAGAAGAUGAGUUGUCUAAGCUAAAGGCUGAAGCAAAUAGAUUGGCAACUGACAGUAGGUUAUUGUGUUACAUGAAAGAUCUCCUUGAAAUGGAAAUACAGACUUAUGGACUGCUAAUGGUUGAAGAGGAAAACAGGAUAGAAGAAGUGAUUCAUGAGCAACCUUGCAAAGGCAUUAUGAAUAACAGACAAACAGCUGGGACCUACCAGCCUUCCUUUGCUCCCUUGUGGCAGGCCCAUCCACCAGUCACCCUUGCCUUCUCUCCAACAAGUCGCAGCCUAUUUCUUGCCAGCAAGGCUUCUUCUACUUAAAGCAUCUUCCUCCAUUGGAGGGUGCCUGAGCAAUAGGUUCUUAGCUUGCUAAUUCCUGCAAAGGUGUGCUGUAUUAAUUUGUUUGCCUGUGUACUGACUCUCUUUCCAUUUCCUGGAUAUUGACCCUUUGCUAUCUGAUCUCAGACUGUUUAUCGGAUUGCUUGUACUUUGCCUGCCCUGAUCUCAACCUGUCCCUGACCAUGAUUCUGCAUGAUCUUUCAGGGCUCUGCAUCGGUGUCUCUGACACUGGGUCAGCUGCCAAUCACAUAGAGACUAUUCCAGGAGGUAGUAGCCUGGUGGUUCCCCUGCAGUGAAGUCCCGAUCCCUGUACAAGCUUAAAAGGGUGAAAACCAGGAACUGCUAGGAUAAAUCUAAAGCCAAGUGUGUUGGUUGAAAGAGUGGUCCCACAUCCUCCAACACUUUCUAACAGGCCAUAAAAUAAUCGACUUCAUGGAAGUACUUUCAGAUUUAUUUUGAACGCCUUAUCUUCUGUUUAAAUCUUCUCGCCUUAUCUUCUGUUUAAAUGACAUAUUCAUAAUGUUCAUAAUUGCAUCCAUCAUCUUAUUGAUGGUCAUCCACUUCUACUCUUUGAAACAUAAUUGCCUUUUUUAUUGUCCUUUGUCUUCCUGUAAUAUGUCUAAAAUAACAUCACUAAAGUCAUUUGUAAUUUACAUGGAUGGUUGUACUUGACUGUAUUCCUGUCUUCUGAAGUCUUUGUCAAUAAAAAAAAAAUGGCCUAAUUUCCUUGUUCUUUUGUAGCCUGCACUGACUUGUGGAAGCUAGAAUCUAAAAAUACAAACCUAACCUCCACCAGAACAAUAAAAUAGUUUGAAUAUGGCAAACACUAUACUGUCAUGUAGGCCCUCAAAUUCCCUCCAACAUCCCAUGUCGUUCUACAGGUCAAAUUCUGUUUAACUAAAAGCACUAAUAUUUAGAAAAAAUAUUUUACAAUGCCUAGUCUUUAAUUUGCUGUUCAGUGAAACUAUAGAGAAACCCAAAUAUAACCCAACACCUCUGGCCUUUAUUCAUUAGUUUUUUCUGGUAUUUAAGUUAAGCCCUAAUAUAGUGAAUUUGGCUAAACUGCAUUACCAGGCACAGGCUAUGGUCAAUAAUGGUACUGUUUUUUCUGAGGAGGGAGCUCACUUUUUCUAAUCCUAGACAACCCUUUUUUUUUUUUUACUUUGGUUUUGUUCAAGCUUCACAUAAUGAUCAUAGGUAAUGUAAAGAAUAUGGAGGCAAUAUACCUGCACUAUUAUAUUCUCUGUUAAAAUAUAUUUUGUGCAAAUCUCUCUAAAAGUUAUAAGGACAGAAGUAGUGAAAUAUAAAACCCAUGCUAACUACUAGUGUAACAGCAGUUAUGGAUCGUUGGUUUUCACCCACCUACCAGGCUCCGUCAUUGCUCGCAUCCAGCUACAUUAUAGGGCAGGUAGCAUCAGUGAUCUGCUGCCAGUGUCUCUCCAUGCACUGUUCCGAUCCUGGACUCUGUGCCUGCAGAUGCUAUACCUUCUGGAAUCCACUCCAGUUUCCUUUCUGCCCUGGACGCAGCAUGCCUUCUAGCCUGUUUCCUGUAGCACCUUGGUAAGGGCAGGCGCAUCACUUCCUGUGAUGUAAGGGUUUUGCACAUGUGACCCGUGCGAUCAAUCCCAUCCUGCAACUAUUUUAGUGGUCUAGCCCUCUUCCCAGAUGCCUGAGCGGCAAGGUUCUUGUGUCCCGCAAAGUUGGUGUUAUCUGUGCUUGUGUUCCUGUAGAACUUAUGCGUGCUUGUGUUUCUGGACUCCUCUACCUGUUUGAUCCUUGCCAGGUUUGCCUCGAGUUUCAUCUUGCUGCCUGGAUUGCCUGACCUGUACCAGUGUCGCCUGCCCUGACCCAUUUUAUUGUUUGUCUUUGCCUCUGACUCAUCCUUCGGUUCUGCACUGUCACUUCUGGUUACAACUUGGCCUGCUCACUAUGACUGUAUCUCUGGUACCUUGCACUGGUACCCCAUGGUCUGCCUGGACCAGCUGCUUUCUAGAGAAGGAGAAAAGGAGCAAGACAAAGGAGAGAA